AUGCGAACUCAUACUGGUGAGAAGCCGUUCAAAUGCGAUCAUUGUGAUUUGAGCUUCGGCCUGAAGCAUAAAUUGCAAUCACAUACGCUAACUCAUACUGGUGAGAAGCCGUUCAAAUGCGAACUUUGCGAUUCGAGCUUCGGCCGGAAUGGACAGUUGCGAACACAUAUGCGAACUCAUACUGGUGAGAAGCCGUUCGAAUGCGAACUCUGCAAUUCGAGCUUCCGCCAGAAACAACACUUGCGAGCACACAUACGAACUCAUACUGGUGAGAAGCCGUUCAAAUGCGAACUCUGCGACUCGAGCUUCGGGCUGAAACAACACUUUCAAAGACACAUGCGAACUCAUACUGGUGAGAAGCCGUUCAAAUGCGAUCACUGUGAUUCGAGCUUCGGCCUGAAGCAUAACUUGCAAUCACAUAUGCUAACUCAUACUGGUGAGAAGCCGUUCAAAUGCGAACUCUGCGAUUAG
Gongylonema pulchrum is the source of this 471-nucleotide messenger RNA. The record is from the annotation of a GenBank genome assembly. NCBI's taxonomy places the organism in Eukaryota, Metazoa, Nematoda, Chromadorea, Rhabditida, Gongylonematidae.